Molecule: messenger RNA, 1933 nt
Organism: Porites lobata
Lineage: Eukaryota; Metazoa; Cnidaria; Anthozoa; Scleractinia; Poritidae
Source: the annotation of a GenBank genome assembly
AUGGAAAUACUUGGGGAGAUCCAGAAUGAUUUCUUGCAGAAGAUGCUCAGUAUUGCAUCAACAGGAAAAUGUUCUGCGCUAGUCUUUCUGGAGAAAGAAGAAGGAAAAUUCAGUAUUCCAGUUGUCCACUUACAGGAAGCCCGGGAAAAAGAAAUUAUCCAGUAUCAAUGGACAGAUGAAAUUUUAAGGCAUUCUCAACGUAGCACCGAGUACGGCCAUGGCAGGGAGAUCUUUUUUGAUCUUGAGAAGAUUGAAAAAGAGAUGGCAGUCAGAUUCUUGGCGGGAAAGUCUUACCUUUCAACUCGCGAGGGAUUACAAGAGUUCCAUUUCGCCGGAGAGCUCUUUCAUACUUGUGGAGACAUUCUGGACGACUUACAAGAACUGAUUCCGCAGCAACCACUCACAGAUGUGUUUCGAAAUAGUCUUUCGCAUCAGUAUGAACAGAGUCUGAAGAACGUACAAGAUUUGCUUGAGCACGUGGAAAUUGUCCUUUGCCUGUUAAAAAGACAUCGCGUUGGGAAACCAAAGGACCCUUUGACAGAAUUCACAGACAAGUGGGUGCGUGGACCAAGGCCGUUUCCAAAGGAUUUACUCCCUCAGCCCCACAGCGCCAUCCAGCUCACACAUGUAGUUGCCUUGUACGAGUUUCUCGAAGACAUGUUGGCUGAAUCGGCUGCCAAACGAGUUCACGACAGGUAUCGUGUUCCCAUACCUGAAGAGAUAGCUAACGAAAUGACCAAGGGAACCCCCACGUCCGGAGCAACCGAGUCACAUCGUUCUGUUCUAAAUGCCAUCGCAGUAGCGCUCAAACGCUUCAUUUAUCGUUAUCUUUCUUCUGAGGAGAUGAAACCUGAACCAGCUGAGAGUCUGAAGGAGUGCAUGCAGGAGCGGUCGCUUUGGCCAAUCGAUGCAUUCAAGGUGUGGAACCCGGAAGUGGAAUCUCCGUCAGUAUUCAUCGGUGACGUGUUUCCCGAAAAGCUUGCCAUAAAACAUACGUACCAAGUUUUAUGCUUUUACCAGGAUCGACUUGAAGUAAGUGAUGAAAAAUAUACUCACCCCCAUUUUGCAAUAGUUUUCUCCUCAACACAAUUUAAAGCUGAAAUUCUCUGGACCCCUCCCCCCCCCCCAAAGAAAAGUUGAAGAUUUUUAUCUCUGACGUAUCCUGCCUUCUCGACUGCUGAGACCCUAGUUCCUUUUAUUCUUGACAAUAUGUCAAAGAGUUUUUCUUUGGGUUUCGCAUCUCUCGUCAUUGUUAUAGGUCACUCGUAGUAUCAUGCGACGUUUUGUCGACUAUGACCCUUCCAACCCCCCCUUCCUUUCCAGGGGUAUAGGUAAACAAACAGGCAAACGCUUUAUCCAUUGGCAAUCUUGGUCUAUUUGAAAGAUUCUGGGUCAGUUAUUUAAACAGAGUUUAGCCCGUGUUUAACAAAACCGCGUUCUAGGCCAUUUUCAGUUUGCCCAACGCUUUUAUCUAAACAUCACUUAUCGUGAACAAUAUCAAUAUAGCAUGUAGGGUAGGGAAAGAGAUCUGGAGGUCCAAUGUUUUAUUAAACCGCGGGCCUAAGUUAGACUUCGUUUAAAUAACCGACCCUCUGUAUCUUAACUGCGCGUGACUUUCCUUUUCUCAACACAUCAUAAGCAAAUUCAACGCAGCUAAUCAGAAGGAGCACCUUCCUAACCGCUCUUAAAUUGAAGACAUUUAAAACUGAAAUCUGGCCAUACGGUACUUUUGAGUCUGAUGAUCGCCUAGUAGUUGAAAACCCGAGUUACAAUAACUUUUAUCCUUAAAUUUGUAUUGUAUAGGCAUGUAUUUUCUAUAUGUUGUGUUUUUCACUUUGUUAUUUGUUAGGUGUUAGAAGAGGAAAAACACGUUCCUCGGAAUCCCAACUCCCAAGAUCAGCGGUCCCAGUGCUUCAAGACCCCGUCAGCAUAA